Nymphaea colorata (pocket water lily) is the source of this 1784-nucleotide messenger RNA. RefSeq lists its product as uncharacterized. The transcript has 6 exons. NCBI's taxonomy places the organism in Eukaryota, Viridiplantae, Streptophyta, Magnoliopsida, Nymphaeales, Nymphaeaceae. The record is from RefSeq and is a predicted model, not a curated record. The coding region runs from base 183 to 1529 and encodes 448 amino acids.
GCUCUGAUACCUCAGAAAAAUUUGCUAAUCUGUGUGCUGCAGAGAGAGAGAGAGAGAGAGACCAUCCACGUGUGUCAACGGUGCCCAUGAACGGCAAUGGCUAAAUCGAGCUGCCCAGAGCACCAGAGAGAAGUGACUGAGAUUGAGAGAGUAGCCCGCUUCUUAGCUGAUAGCCGGCGAAAAUGGUGGCAGCCGCUGCCAUAGCAGCUCCUUCUCUUUCCCUCCCCAAAUCCGAUUUCCUGCAGAAUGCUGCCUUCGUCAACAACCCCUCUUCCCAGUUCCUGGUUGGCGUCUCGAAGAAUGGUCCUUUGCAUCCCAAGGUAAGCUCGAAAAGGAGAGAAGGUGUAAACGUAGUCGUUGCCGCAGCAAGUAGCAACACCAGCAGCAGAUUCUACCUCAACUUCACGGGGUUUCCUUUUCCCUUAGGCCCUUUCCUCAAUCGAAGAACAAUAAGGAGUGAGGUUGUCAAGGGAUGCAUAUGGACAUUUGAGCAGGAGCAAGCAUUAGGUUUCAGCAGUGUCUCUACGAAUAUCCGAAUGACAGCCAUCAAGCUUAAGUCUGGAGGGUUAUGGAUACACGCUCCUAUCGCCCCAACUAAAGAAUGCAUUGAGCUUGUAAAGGACUUGGGUGCUCCUGUAGAAUACAUUGUUCUCCCAACAUUUGCUUAUGAACAUAAAAUCUUUGUGGGGCCAUUUUCUAGAAAGUUUCCCAAAGCAAAAGUGUGGGUUGCUCCAAGGCAGUGGAGCUGGCCAAUCAACUUGCCACUUCAGUUCUUUGGGAUAUUUGGUGCCAAAACCCUACAGGAUGAGGACAUGUCCACACCUUGGUCUGAAGAGAUUGAGCAGAAGGUUCUGAGCUCCCCUGAAGUAGGGAUUGGUCCUUAUGUGGAGGUAGCAUUUUAUCACAAACGUUCAAGGACGCUUCUUGUGACUGAUGCUGUAAUUUUUGUACCAAGACAGCCUCCUGAAUGCAUUAGUACAGAAUCACUUUUGGAAUCUGCAAAGAAUGGUCUAGCUGUGAAGCUCCUCAGCAAAGGAAAAGAUGUACCCGAUGAACCCAUAGUGGACAAUAAUUUAAAUAGACAAAAAGGAUGGGAACGAAUGGUUCUUCAGAUAUUGUUCUUAGGACCUUCCAACCUGUUGGAGCCAAAUGCGACAUUUGCCCAAAUGUCCCAAAAGCUGAUAGUUUCACCAAUCGUGAAAACCUUAGUUUUCAGUAAAGUUCCAGAGAAGGUCCGAGAUUGGAUUGACCGCAUUGUUAGAGAUUGGCAGUUUAAAAGAAUAAUCCCUGCCCAUUUUGCUGCUCCCGUUAAUGUGGGCAGGUCAGAUUUGUUGGCGGCAUUUGCAUUCCUUGAUGAUCUUUUGGGUGAACGUUACGUAACAAGGCCAUCCUUGUCUUUACUUUUUACAUCUCUGAUGGGCAGAGCAGCUAGUUAUUUUCCUCCUGAUGAUAUGAAGACUUUAUCUUCUCUCGAUGGGUUUUUGGUUUCUGUUGGAGCUGUGAAGAAGACCGUUUCUGGCAGGAAGUAGUAGACUGCAGUUUGUACAUUCAUUUGUAAUCUAGGUAAAAUAUGUAAAGCUUAUCUCUUCUUCUGUCACUCUUCAUUCCUUGAUGAUUGUAGGACUUGUUAGAAUCCACUCAUAUGCAAGACAUUUUAUUCCGGAUAUUGCAAUGGGUUGGAAGCUUGAAUGAAUGAAAAUCCUGUUUCAGCAUGUCCAUGCCCACAGGCUACUACUUUUGGUCAGAUGCACUUAUAAGAAAAUAUAUGGUAGCAUAUUUUUGCA